GACGGAGUCACCCGAGGAUUGAGCAUCGGUGACUCACUACUGUUCUGAGUUGGAGGCAUUCAUUCGCCUCCAGACGAGCGUUAUGUUUGGAAACUCCAGAUGAAAUCGAAUCUAUCCAGGGUUGAAACAUAACCAUAUGGCGAACCGAUGCAGCAUCCCUACGUAUUCCCCCUCCGUUCCACCACUGACAUACAUUCUACAGACUUUACUUACACAGUAUGUAAGUAAAGGCAAUCUGUUAGAUCACAGGCAUGCAGGCAAGAACGCAGAUCGCACCCGAGGCUCUGAUAAAGAAUGAGGGGCCUUCUUUUUCCGAAAGUCGUGGCAUGCAAAGCGGGCCAUACUGUAAGAAAGGGGAGAAUAAGCAAAUCUUACAAGCCAAACUCCCUGCCGCUAAAGGAAGGGAGGACAACUUUCUGAACCGUGCCCUCUGCACGGUGACAUCUUCUCACAUCAUCUUGAUAAUAGCCGUCACUGUCUCCGCUAGAUCAGCUGGUCCAUGAUUCAUCGAAUGCACUGCACUCAUAGGUAUGAUUCAUCAAGCGUGCGUCUAGACGCAGGAAACACGAGUUGGCUGCCGGAUGGCCUGCACUCCUCUCUCAG
Molecule: messenger RNA, 603 nt
Organism: Aspergillus welwitschiae
Lineage: Eukaryota; Fungi; Ascomycota; Eurotiomycetes; Eurotiales; Aspergillaceae
Exons: 1
Coding region: 252-503 (83 amino acids)
Source: RefSeq, a predicted model, not a curated record